UCUCUCUCUCUCCUUCAAUACUUCCAUUUGCUUUCUCUCACUACCUUCCAUUUCCUCCCAUCUCAGCUGCAGUGAAAAUCUAGCGAAAGUUCGGAUACUUGGGCCGACGAUUCCUCAGAAAGGCUCUCAAUUCUUUUCCGAUUGGAAAAAAAUAAUUCACAGAUUGAUUCUUGGGCUAAACAGGCAGCCUUGGGUGGGUGGAUACACAUAUUGAAGUCUGCUGGAGUUAUCAUCAUGCCGUGGGCGCUCUCGUCUGUGUAUUAUUGUGGGAAUUGUGUGCGAAUGGUUGUGUUCUUUCUCAUGAUUCUGUAAAUUGGUUGAAUUUGAGGGUUUUGAUUGUAGUGAAAAAGGGUCUCAGUCUAAAAUCUGUUGGAGGAGUGAGAAUGUACAUUGCUUUUACACUAAAGAGUUACAGAGCAGUCAAGGAAGUUGGACAGUUUAAAAUGUGUGUUGGGAACAUCGUUUACGACCAAUUGAUGCAAGUUUGUCAGGCUGAGUAUUUCCGUCAGUUGCUCAAACCUGUUACGUAGUGUUGCUUCUUUGGACGCUUGGGGAAGGUGGGGAUUUUUCUACUUCUUUUUGUGGUGUAGAGUUCUGGAAGAAGUAAUCAAGUGAUCAAUGCAGUAGCUGCCGGUUUGUGUGGGGAUUUGUGCUGCUUCUUUUACAAUGGACGCACCCUAGACAUCUUAGCUUUUAGUUCUGUUAAAAAAACCUUUCAUACAGCUUCCUUCUAUAUUCAAAACCUUUCUUCAAGACACAUUUGCGUCUCCGUGAACUGCAUUCGUUCGUUGCAGUUACUCAUGCAGAGUAACCAACCGUUCUUACCUCAAAAGACUAUGCUGCCUCUUGCAGACGGAGUAGGUAGUGGCUAUAACUACGAUGCUUCUGCUAGAUCUUUUUUGGAUACGAUGGCCGUAUCUCCAGGCUACAACCCCGCUCUGCCCUCCCAGAAUGUUAAAUUGCAGCUUUCCGAGGCUUGCCCGAAGAAUUUCAUCAUCUUUGAUCAGACGGAUUAUAGAAGCCAGAUCAUGUUCCACCCUGCAAUGGCCUCCAAUUUUUACCCUCAUCUAAACAUCAAUGCAUCUCCUUUGUAUCAAGAUGGUAUGGAGGAAAUAAACGCCAACAAUGAGGGUCGAGAAAUUUCAUCUCAACAAGAAGAUUCAGAUGACAUUGAUGCAUUGAUGGAUUUGAUGAGCUUUGAAGAGGAGAAUUACGCGGAAAGUGAGGACGAAGAACUUAGCACAGCACGCAUGGAUGCAAACUAUGGUAGUAGUUCACCUGAUUCUUGCUCAAAUUACCCGUGCCACAAGAGGUCCUCUGUCAGUGGUGAAAGCUGCAGCAAAAGAAAGAAACUGAGGAAAAUGGUAAAGACGUUAAGAGGAAUUGUUCCUGGUGCAAACGGGAUGAACACCGUGGCCGUCCUUGACGAAACCGUUAGGUAUCUGAAAUCGCUCAAGGUUGAAGUGCAGAAACUAGGAAUAAAGAAUUUACGGAGCUAAUUCAUGACGCCUUUUCAAUAAUAUGAUGAAACGGAGUUCCUUCACUACUCUUCAGUAAUCUCAACUAUUUAGAAUGUCUGUGGCUUGGCUAAUGAUGCCUCUUUGGUUUCAGUUUCAUUGUCGGGAAUUCGGGAUUACUAUAAUGCUUUUGCUGCCUCAUAUGCCACUUCGGUGCAAAGGCAAACUCCAAGGAUUGUAUUUUCCCCGAUGAAGGACGAGAUCUACUGUGCUAGUGUUUUCUUUCUAUAUUGUCUGAUGACACCAGGUAUUAUGUUUAGUCUAACCUGUUCUAAGUUGACUAUGGCUGCUGUUUUCUAUUAUCUUCUGUAACUGCAAGGUGUGUUUUCUACUGGCUUUUUACUGUUUCCACUAUCAGACAAUAAUGACAAUAAAUUAUUUGGGCUAAAAUUUUUCUACAA
Messenger RNA from Ipomoea triloba (trilobed morning glory), 1918 nucleotides. Its product is annotated as transcription factor bHLH144-like. The record is from RefSeq and is a predicted model, not a curated record. The transcript has 4 exons. NCBI's taxonomy places the organism in Eukaryota, Viridiplantae, Streptophyta, Magnoliopsida, Solanales, Convolvulaceae. Gene Ontology annotation, molecular function: protein dimerization activity. The coding region runs from base 801 to 1499 and encodes 232 amino acids.